AAGCAAGAUGGCGAAGAUUCCAGUCGUUUUGCAACUAGAUACGGGAGAAGGAGAUGGUAGAAAGCCGACGCAAAGGAAACUCAUGAAGACAAUACCAGACAACCCAGACGACGUUGUGUCGCUCCUGAUCAACAACUUUCACCUGGACCCCUACACAUGGAUCGGCGUCAAAACCGAGACACAGUCGGUGAUCCUGAUGCGGCUGGCAGAGCGAGGAAUGGUACAGCUGGUGACCACUGCCAUCACACAGACCAAGAUUCUCAAGGAGAUGAUGCCGUCUGCCGAAGAGAGCAUCGCCAAGAGCCGCCAGUUUCUUGAUGACGUGCUCAGGACCAUCUCCACCAUGUCCACCUACCUCCCCGCGGCCAAGAAGCUCGGCCAGUUCUUCACUGAACUCCUGCCAUCAUUCGAAGAAGUUCUCGCUCGCACGGCAAAACAAAUCAGAAAGAAGGGAGAAGUCGAAAAGGCGUACAGAGAUUUUCCCUUCAGGGCGCUCCAUAAUAUACUCGUGGCGGCGACACGAAAAGACGUCCUGCAGCCAUUUUGCCGUUCUAAAUGUUAUGACUUGCUUCUGGACACGUUGCACGGAACGAAUCCCGUGACGUUGUACUACACUUACAGAAUCCUUCACUACACAGUAGAGAUGGGCAGCGACAAGGAAAAGAACACGUUUAAGGAAAAAGGGACGGAUUCAAACUACUUCGAGAUGAACGCAAGACUGUUAAGGGGUUCCGACGAUGUGGGGGAAGCGCGACGGUUGCUCUUCAUCGCCGAACUGCUCAAGGUUGAAAUAAAAAAACCAGGGCAUCCCUCGGAGUACUUCAAGUUUCUUCCCAAACCAAAGAGACUGAUAACAGAAGGGCCACACGUGGAACAAGGCCUGGUGUGUCACAUAGCGGCCGUGCCUGUGAUAUGCUCUCGGAUGGACUGUAGAAAAACAGAUAGCGAUUCGGGGAAGCCACUGAAAGCCUGUGCCAGGUGCCUGUUGGCUCGGUACUGUAGUGUGGAAUGUCAGACGCUACACUGGAAGAAUGGGCAUAAAGAAGAGUGCUUCACAAAGGAAGAUCUGCUGAAGAAAGUCUCCUAA
This is a messenger RNA of Branchiostoma belcheri (Belcher's lancelet), 1087 nucleotides long. RefSeq lists its product as uncharacterized. The record is from RefSeq and is a predicted model, not a curated record. The transcript has 3 exons. NCBI's taxonomy places the organism in Eukaryota, Metazoa, Chordata, Leptocardii, Amphioxiformes, Branchiostomatidae. Gene Ontology annotation, molecular function: kinase activity. Bases 8 to 1087 code for a protein of 359 amino acids.